GAGAGUCAACACUGACUGUUACACAUUUUUACAAUUUUCAUCUUUUUAAUUGAAUUGUAAAAUGUGUGACAAUCAAUUUAAAAAUGUAUAUAAAAUUAAUUUUGAAUGUCCUCUGGCUUAAGUGAGAUAUUUACUUUCAUGAAGUUGUCUUUCAUACCUCAACGAAUUAAUCUGUCCAUUAAGAUUUGAUAGAGUUGUAAACCGUUUAUAAUUUUUUGUCUUGCUAUGCAAACUGAUUCAAGAUAUCAACAAAGACAACAAUAAUGUUCCUUAUAUUACCUCUCUCUUGAUUGUGAACUAAUUAAAAACCCUUUACCAUCCCCGGUUUCGUCACCAUCACUGUUUACUUUUAAAUCAAUAAUAUCUCCAUUGGAAACAACUGAAUUUACAGUCACUGAUAACAUAUUGAUAAUCUAUCUUCAUUUAACACAAAAGAAAUGUCAACGAAAAAGAAGAAGUACAAUUGCCGGUUUCCACCGGCACGGAUAAAGAAAAUAAUGCAAGCCGAUGAAGAAGUUGGUAGAGUUGCAGCUGUGGUACCUUUAAUUAUCUCACGAGCUCUUGAAUUGUUUGUUGAAUCCUUAUUAACUGAAUCAAGUAAAAUCACUAAAUCUCGGAAUGCUCGAACGUUAACUCCAUCUCAUCUUAAAGCAUGUAUUACAUCAAAUAGUCAAUUUUCAUUUUUGAGAGAAUUUGUUGCCACUUUACCGGACAUUCAAAGUGUUGGUGACGAUGAACACAGUGAUGGUAAUAGCUCUACAUGUAACAAUAAUUAUGCUCACCAUUCUAUUCAAGGUUCAACAUUAGGUCAUCAUCCAGUUUCAUCGACUAGCUCAAUAACUUCAUCCUCAUCAUCAUUACCAUCAUCAGCUGCUCCUACUGCAGUAAUUUCAUUCUCAGGCUCUAAUUUAUCGCGGCAAGUUUCAACAAAUAGAUCCUCUCGAAGUACCAAUUAUUUAUCUCGAACUUCUGGUCGUGGUCGUGGGAGACCCAGAAAGGUUAAUAUUACUUCAUCAAAGUCUCAGGAUGAAGACGAAGAGGGUGAUUAUGAUGAAGAAAAUGAUAUCACCGAGACAUCUAGAAAUGUUAAAUCAAUUAAUCGAUCCAGCAGAAAUGAAGAAGAUGAUUCUGAAACAUCGGAAGAAGACGACGAGGGUAGUUCCUGUGAUGACUCGAGUUCUAAUGCUUCAAGAGCUCAGCCUCCCAAUCCACCACUACACAGUCAAAUUAAUUCAUUUGCUUUAGCUCUUAACCAACAAGUAGAAGAUGAUGACUAUGACAAUUGAGGGCCAUUUUCUAGCCGAAAAUUAUCUAAUAAAAACAACAAGUAAAUUCUUCACUUUGUUAAAUUCAUAAAUAAAUUUUCAUGAUAUCAUUUGAA
Messenger RNA from Tetranychus urticae (two-spotted spider mite), 1381 nucleotides. RefSeq names its product negative cofactor 2 alpha (gene NC2alpha). Lineage: Eukaryota; Metazoa; Arthropoda; Arachnida; Trombidiformes; Tetranychidae. Gene Ontology annotation, cellular component: negative cofactor 2 complex; nucleus. The record is from RefSeq and is a predicted model, not a curated record. Gene Ontology annotation, biological process: transcription by RNA polymerase II. Gene Ontology annotation, molecular function: RNA polymerase II general transcription initiation factor activity; core promoter sequence-specific DNA binding; protein heterodimerization activity.